Messenger RNA from Plenodomus lingam JN3, 306 nucleotides. RefSeq lists its product as uncharacterized. NCBI's taxonomy places the organism in Eukaryota, Fungi, Ascomycota, Dothideomycetes, Pleosporales, Leptosphaeriaceae. The record is from RefSeq and is a predicted model, not a curated record.
AUGUAUGAGAUACGGGAGUUUGAACAGGGCAGACAUAUGAAGCGUUGUUUGUCUGCGUGGCCACAGAGCGUCACCUUGCAACGGCGGUUGGCCGAGCAACAUUCGCUUCCGCUAUUCUCCACCCACAAAAAGAAUCCGACACUUGCGUCAAACUCCGCGCACGAUGGCGGUGGUGACCCAGGACGCAGGCGCACCGGCAGCGAGCGCGCCAAGCGGCGACAACAACAACCCUGUGGCAAACCACACCAGCGUAGCAGAUACGGACACCCUCAUAAAGGAACUCGCGAAGAUCCUAGGAAAGAUUGA